AUGGCGGUUGUUUACUUAGCAGUUCACAGCGUCGUUUGAGAUAUUUAAAGUUAAUUAUUGUUAUAAUUCAAGAAAUGGUGCAAACUUGUGUAGUACGUGGUUGCGACAGUAGUUGGUGUCCAGGAGGUGAUAUAAGAUUUCACACACAAUAAGUGCAUUACAUGAAGAGUCUAUUGUGCAAAUAGCUGCUCUGGCUGUACCAAGCACUAGUUCUGGCAUUUAUGAAAGUAGUUCUGCACUUAAGGAAACAGAAGUGAAAUGUACUGGCUGUAAUAUUGAAGACCAAACUAGUAAAAAACAAUGUCGAAAAAUUCUUGAAAAUUUGUGCAAUCUUAACAAAUUACCUGUAAGUGUCCUUUUCCUUUAUUACUAAAUACAUACCUUUUAUUUAUUAUGACUUUAAUAUUACAUUACAUAAUGUAUUAUAUAGUUUAAAACACAUACAUAUUUAAACUCUUUAGUGCCAAUCGCAGUGUGGUAAUAGUUACUACGACACUAAGCAUAAAGCUUCUUGUUUGAUGCUUCAUUUAUGCGUGCUCACGAAGGCGCACUCCGGUGUAUUAUAUGUUACCUAUUAAGUGAUGUAAAUUUGUACUGACAUUAUGAUGUAGAAGAGUUAUUUGUUUCUUUUUUUUGUUAGAGUUCUCUAAUCUCUUUUUUUUUUUUUUUUUUUUUGCUGUGGCAACCCUGGUUAUAAGUUGUAAAAAUAAUUGGUCCCGAUAAAUUUUAAUAAUUUAAAUAUUGUAAAUUCACCAUAUCCACCUCAAUUUUAUGUUAUAGCUAAUAAUUACUGCCGCUUUGUAUUUAAUGUUUAAGAAAGUUGGUACAUAAAUAUUAUAACAACAAUUUGGUGUUGGAACAAAAAGUGACAGGUAACGAACAUUGUUUUAAAAAUUAUUGUAAUCCUUAUUUCAUAUCAUUCCUUUUAUAAAUUAAAGAUUUAUUCUAUUACUCGGGUUAUUACAUUCUUUGCGGGUUUCUUUUCGAAUUGUUUUAACGAUAAUUUGAUUUGAGACUUGUAAAUAGAAAAAAAAACAACAACUUUACAUUAGCUUACUCUGCUCCUUCUGUUUUCGAUCUUUGUUUUCUUUUAUUAUUUAUAAUAAAUAGUAAAAUGAAUACUCGCACCGCCAAGACGCGCCAGAUGGAGAACCAACUCCAGCUUGCGCUCCAAGAACUUAAGGCGUCCAGGGAGCAGUGUGAACUGUUGCAUAAGGAAAGGGAUGAUAAUGAAAGGGAAAUAGUUAGCAUAAUUGCCAAAAAUACACAAUUGAAAUGUGAUAUGGUUAAGCUACAUACAGAAUACACAAGUGUUAUAAAAGAAAGAGAUCAGCUACAGGGAACGGUUAAUGAGUUUGAUCAAUGCAGCAAGGAAUAUGAGGAAGCUCUCAGGUUAAUUGCAGGGAUGGAAAAAAUCAUGAUUUUUUUAAUUUUAAUCAAAUCAUGCUGAUUUUUUUAAUAAAUCAUGAUUUUUUUGAUUUUUUUUGAAUUUUUUGAUUUUUUUGUAUAUUUGGAAAUACACGAGUUGGUAACAUUUUUUAACUUAGUAGGAUUAAAAGUUUAUGAAUACACUAGCUGUUCCUCGCGACUUCGCCUGCGUGUUAUUUGGGGUUUUAGUUUUUUUGCACGGAACCCUAAUUCUUUUUCUAAAAUUAAAGUAGCCUAGGUUACUCCUUAUGACAUCAGCUAUCUGCCAGUGAAAGUCCCGUCGAAAUCUGUCCAGCCGUUUCAAAGAUUAGCCGGAACAAACAGACAGACAAAAAUUAAAAAAAAAUGUAUUUUUGUUAUACGUAUCAUAUAUACUUUCAUAUGCAUUUAGUAAAAAGCCGUAAUUUUGACAUUACGAACAGACACUUCAAUUUUAUUUAUUUGUAUAGAUAUGUAUGAGACUGAUUAAGAGUAAAAUAAUUAAUACAUACUGUAUUAAUUACAGUUCAUAUACAUAUUAAGAGUGAAUUUCU
Molecule: messenger RNA, 1961 nt
Organism: Parnassius mnemosyne (clouded apollo)
Lineage: Eukaryota; Metazoa; Arthropoda; Insecta; Lepidoptera; Papilionidae
Source: the annotation of a GenBank genome assembly